Messenger RNA from Phlebotomus argentipes, 2063 nucleotides. RefSeq names its product sodium-coupled monocarboxylate transporter 1-like. The coding region runs from base 254 to 2056 and encodes 600 amino acids. Lineage: Eukaryota; Metazoa; Arthropoda; Insecta; Diptera; Psychodidae. Gene Ontology annotation, molecular function: symporter activity. Gene Ontology annotation, biological process: sodium ion transport; transmembrane transport. Gene Ontology annotation, cellular component: membrane. The transcript is spliced from 3 exons. The record is from RefSeq and is a predicted model, not a curated record.
AUAAAAUUAAAAAUAUAUUUCCAAACAUAUUUAUAAUGGCAUAUAUAAAUCAACGUUCGCUUAUAACGUUGGGAAUUUCCCGUCGUGCUCAUGAAGUCAUUUUUAUAUUGAUAUAUUUAUUGCAUUUGCAAGUCGUGACAUUUUUCUUCUUACUGUUUCUCUCUAUUCAUUUUAAAUUUGCCUCUGUUGAAGUCAGUUCAUCGCGAGAUUUACAAAAAGACGGAUCAUAUAUAGAUGAAAUUCUCGUGCUCUCAUGGAGGGAUUUUUCGUUAGUUAUGUGGACUUAGCUGUGUUUAUCGUGUCAUUCGGUGUGUCACUGUUAAUCGGGAUAUAUUAUGGAUUCGUGUCGAAGAAGCAGCAAAAUAGUCCUGUUGAAUAUCUCUUGGGUGGCAAGAAGAUGGGCAUUCUGCCCGUGGCGGCAUCACUAGUGGCCACUCAGCUUUCUGGGCCGUCGCUUCUCGGGAUGCCGGCGGAGAUUUAUGCCUUUGGCACGCAGUACUGGCUAAUUAUCUUCCCAACAAUUCUCAUGACAAUCGCAGUGAUUAAGAUCCAUCUGAGAGUAAUCUACGAGCAGGGCUCCUUGUCCAGUUUCAUCUACAUCCAGAGGCGCUUCGGAUGGCGCGUGAAGAAGAUGAUGAGCGCCAUUUAUGCGCUAUCCACACUUCUCUUCCUUCCGGUGGCCAUCUAUGUGCCUGCCCUGACACUCAACCAGAUGACUGGGCUGGACAUUUAUGCCUCGGCAAUGGUUCUGAGUGUCCUGUGCCUCUUCUACACCCUCUUCGGUGGCAUGAGAGCCAUUCUGUGGACGGAUACGCUCCAAUUGGCAUUGAUGCUGACGGCCACGAUUCUGGUCGCACUGCUUGCUGUCCACACAGCUGGUGGUGUCCAGAAAGUGUGGGAGGCGGCAGAUCGUGGAGGUCGAUUAAUUUUCUUCAACUUUAAUAUUGACAUGAGGGAUUGUACACCAAUUCAAUCUAUUGUCCAAUUUCUCUUGAUUGUCUGUGCAAUUGAUUUGCGGAGACUUUCGUGCAAAUCAACUCAUGUUCUUUCUGACUCUUGCAGCAUGAAUGCCAGUCCUGUUGUGCGAGUGUCCUUCUGGACAAUAGCCGUGGGAAAUCCAUUUACUCUUCUCUUUCACCUCGGCCUCAACCCCACCAGCAUUCAGCGAUACAUAACUGUACCGAGUUUUGAGGCUGCCCGGACAAGUGUCAUCGCCAUGAGUGUGGGUUAUGUGGUCUUUCAAGCACUCUUCCUCAUCACCGGAUUAGCUCUCUAUGCAAAUUAUGAGGCGUGUGAUCCUGUCACUGAGGGUGUUAUCAGGAAAAUUGAUCAAAUUGUACCGCAUUUCAUAGUGGAGAAGAGUGACCAUAUUCCCGGAUUGGCAGGAUUGUUUGCAGCUGGCAUUUUCUCAGCCAGUUUGUCCUCCAUGUCUUCAUGCUUGAACACACUCUCUGGUUGUAUCUAUGAGGAUUUUCUCGCUACAACAUUUCGCCACUUCACUGAGAGUCAGAAGAGUCUCCUGCUGAAGGGAAUAGUCCUCGUCAUGGGAGUGAUUCAACUGGCUCUUGUAUUCCUCGUGGACUCCCUCGGAACAAUGGUCUUCCUGCUCACAGUGUCUGUGGUCAGUAUCAGCGGAGGAAUUGUCAUUGGCAUCUUCACAGCUGGAAUGCUCUUGCCAAAGAUGAACUCGUGCGGAGCACUUUGCGGUGGCAUAUCUGCGCUUGUCGCCGUGGGAAGUAUCACGAUAGGAGCGCAAAUGCGUCUCAAGGAACCUACUCUUCCGCUCCGCAGUGACGGCUGCUCAAACAGCACAUUGAUUUCCGCUCCCAUUGAGACGCCUGAUCAAGAGGAUGUCAGCUGGAUAUUCCGCAUAAACUACAUGUUUUAUGCACUCCUGGGUUUUGCUCUAGUUUUUAUUAUCGGAUAUCCUGUGAGUUUGAUGACUGGCGGGGAGCGAGUGAAGGAUGAGAGACUCCUUACGCCGUGUCUCAGGAAAAGAAAGCCAGAGCGCCAAGACAUUCAAUACAACGCAGUGAAUGCACAGAAUAAUAAAUAAUAAAUGA